CGUCUGCGAUGCUAAAACCGCAACCCAUCGAGAUGACGGUUGAGUGCACCCUUGAGGAGUUGUGCCAUGGAUGCAUUAAGAAGUUCAAGAUCAAAAGAGAUGUCAUCACUCCUAAUGGGGAAAUGUCUCAAGAAGAAGAGAUCAUAACGUUAAAUGUGGAGCCAGGAUGGAGAACUGGUACAAAAAUUACAUUUGAAAGUUCCGGAAAUGUUAGAGCUGGUUUAUACCGAGAAGACGUAAUAUUUUCUAUAUGGGAGAAAAAGCACCAAUUAUUCCGAAGAGAAGGUGAUGAUUUGGAAUUGGUGCUUGAAAUUCCCUUGGUAAAAGCACUCAGUGGAGGCAUAAUACCGAUCCCAUUAUUGGGGGGAGAAGAGAUGAACGUGAGUUUUGAAGAAGAUAUCAUAUUCCCUGGUUUUGAGAAAGUAAUCUCUGGCCAGGGCAUGCCAAUUUUCAAUGAUCCAGACAAGAGAGGAGACUUGAGAAUUAAGUUUCUUGUUGAGUUUCCAACAUAUCUCACUGAUCAACAACGGGCUGAGGUUGUUAGCAUAUUACAAGAGUAGUCUUCAUUCUCAAUAGC
Messenger RNA from Arachis duranensis, 577 nucleotides. RefSeq lists its product as uncharacterized. The record is from RefSeq and is a predicted model, not a curated record. Gene Ontology annotation, molecular function: protein-folding chaperone binding. The transcript is spliced from 2 exons. The coding region runs from base 9 to 560 and encodes 183 amino acids. NCBI's taxonomy places the organism in Eukaryota, Viridiplantae, Streptophyta, Magnoliopsida, Fabales, Fabaceae. Gene Ontology annotation, cellular component: cytosol.